Molecule: messenger RNA, 174 nt
Organism: Suillus subalutaceus
Lineage: Eukaryota; Fungi; Basidiomycota; Agaricomycetes; Boletales; Suillaceae
Exons: 1
Source: RefSeq, a predicted model, not a curated record
UGGUGGAAAAAACUUCCAAUCAAUUCCGAAAUCCUCCCACUCAAGGCCUUCUCUGUGACAAUCCUCUCAAUCGUAGGGCAUGCAGGUGAAGUAGUGCGCACAUUCUCUGAUCUCGGCACAACACAACCCACACGACGGUGUAAUCUCUCAGUUGACACAUGUGAAACAAUCGGU